Tripterygium wilfordii is the source of this 1289-nucleotide messenger RNA. Its product is annotated as replication factor C subunit 2. Gene Ontology annotation, biological process: DNA-templated DNA replication; DNA repair. The transcript has 7 exons. Gene Ontology annotation, cellular component: DNA replication factor C complex; nucleus. The record is from RefSeq and is a predicted model, not a curated record. Gene Ontology annotation, molecular function: DNA clamp loader activity; ATP binding; ATP hydrolysis activity. NCBI's taxonomy places the organism in Eukaryota, Viridiplantae, Streptophyta, Magnoliopsida, Celastrales, Celastraceae. The coding region runs from base 189 to 1187 and encodes 332 amino acids.
UCAGUCAAUCUUUGAAAUUUGAUCCGGCAGUAGGGUUUCUGAGGCGCGAAGGGCGUCCUCUUGGGCAAGCGGCAACCUUUAUUUCCUCCGCGCCAUUUCCCUCCAGAUUGAAACGGCCUUUGAAAUUUGAAACCGGCGGUCGGGUUUCUGUGAGCGUUUCUCUACUUGAGCCAUUUCAAACAAUAACAAUGGCGUCUAGCAGCAGCACCAAUAACAGCAACUUCGAUAUCCCAUGGGUGGAGAAGUACAGGCCUACUAAGGUCGCCGACAUCGUCGGUAAUGAAGACGCAGUCUCUCGCCUCCAAGUCGUCGCUCACGACGGCAACAUGCCCCACCUUAUCUUAACCGGCCCCCCUGGGACUGGUAAAACAACAAGCAUUCUGGCUUUAGCACAUGAGCUUCUGGGCCAAAAUUACAAGGAAGCAGUUCUAGAGUUGAAUGCAUCAGAUGACAGGGGUAUAGACGUUGUGAGGAACAAAAUCAAGAUGUUUGCUCAAACAAAAGUAACGCUACCCCCUGGCCGGCACAAAAUAGUUAUUCUUGAUGAAGCUGAUAGCAUGACAGGUGGAGCACAACAGGCACUUAGGCGGACAAUGGAAAUCUAUGCAAGCUCCACUCGGUUUGCUCUUGCAUGCAAUACAUCUUCUAAAAUAAUUGAGCCAAUCCAGAGUAGAUGUGCCAUUGUUCGAUUUUCAAGAUUGUCCGAUCAGGAGAUACUUAGUCGCCUUCUGGUGGUGGUUGAAGCAGAAAAGGUUCCCUAUGUCCCAGAAGGUCUUGAAGCCAUCAUUUUCACUGCUGAUGGUGAUAUGAGACAGGCGUUAAAUAACUUGCAAGCUACAUACAGUGGAUUCCGUUUUGUCAAUCAAGAAAAUGUCUUCAAGGUCUGUGACCAACCUCAUCCAUUGCAUGUGAAGAACAUGGUUCGCCAUGUGCUUGAGGGGAAAUUCGAUGAUGCUUGUGCUGGUUUGAAGCAGCUCUAUGAUUUGGGAUAUUCACCAACUGACAUAAUUACGACCCUUUUUCGAAUCAUAAAGAAUUAUGACAUGGUAGAAUAUCUGAAAUUGGAGUUCAUGAAGGAAACUGGGUUUGCCCAUAUGAGGAUAUGUGAAGGAGUUGGUUCCUAUCUUCAGCUGUGUGGCCUCUUGGCUAAGCUUGCUGUCGUUCGUGAAACAGCUAAAGCAGCAUAGUAAUUGUAACAUGUACCAUGAGGUUGUUAAUGGUGAUAACUAUGUAAACAUUGGCAUUGUUCAGAUUUUGAAAAACCUACAUAGUGUGUGAGCUUUGAAGUC